This is a messenger RNA of Cotesia glomerata, 1671 nucleotides long. It is a transcript of the gene Ifrd1, whose product is annotated as interferon-related developmental regulator 1. NCBI's taxonomy places the organism in Eukaryota, Metazoa, Arthropoda, Insecta, Hymenoptera, Braconidae. The record is from RefSeq and is a predicted model, not a curated record. Bases 257 to 1567 code for a protein of 436 amino acids. The transcript has 5 exons.
AGGCCAAGAAGCAGAGCCCGUAUACUGUUACGGCAGUUGCAGACACAUCUUUUACGAGAAAGCCCUCGCCAGGCUGUCUCGAAGUGUAUGCGUCUUAAAUAAUCACAUCAUGCUAAUGAGUUUAAACCGUGAUUUUAUCGAAAAACUGUGCUGUGGAUUUAAUAUACGACCGAAAAAUUAUAGUACAAGACAUUUACCUUCUUGAUCGUUUGUUCAAGCAUUAGCUCUAAUUGUGCAAUAAGGUGAAGUAAGAAUCAUGCCAGCUAAAGGAGGAAAAAAAGGAAAAGCAGGUUAUCGUCAUCACGGUAAACACGCUGAAGUAGUGUCAGAUGAUGAGUCAAGCAAUGAUGCUGCCAGCAUUAUUAGCGAACAGUCAGAAAUAGUGGCAGAGGACGCAGCGAAUGACAACAAUGAAGUUGACGAGUUGAGCCAGCAUGAAUUGUUUGAAGAGAAACUAAAAGAGGCUAUAGAUGGACUGUCUCAAAAAAGUGCUAAAGGUCGAACGUCCUGUUUUAUGGGCGUCGAGCGAAUUUUCUCACUCAAGUACAUCCCAUACUUUAUCGAAGACAGAAAAAUGACCAUCACUGAUUACGUAGAACGAGGUCUGAAAAAAGGACGAAACGAAGAACGUUGUACCGCUGCGAAGCUAAGUACACUUCUCUGUGUUCAACUUGGUGCAUUUGAUAGUGCUGAGGCUGUGUACGAAGGACUCAAGCCCACUCUUACGUUUAUUAUCAAUGAUAACACUGCCUCUAGUCAGGCUCGAGCUGAGUGUUGUUGGGCAUUCAGUAUGAAUCACUUCUUCACAGGGAAUGACUCUGCCGAUACUGUAAUUAAUGCACAAAUAUUGUCAAAUAUAUUUGCUGGUUCAUAUUUAAAAGGCAAUGGUGCUGCAGCUAUAGUAUCUACUGAAUUGGCAGCAUUACACGCGGCUGCAUUAUCUGCUUGGACACUACUUCUAACAAUCAUGGCACCUUCUGAUAUUUAUAAAUUACUAGCUAGUAGUAAGACCAAUAAUUUUAUGCCUUCAUUAGAACGUUUGCGUCAAUUACUGGAAUCACCGCAUCUGGAUGUGCGCGUGUCUGCAGGCGAAGCCCUAGCAGUAAUUUUCGAACUCGGCCGAGAACAUUCUGAUGACUAUGAGCAAGACUGGGCACUUGAUCUUAUUGAAAAUCUCAGGGGAUUGGCGUUUGAUUCUAGUAAAUCCCGUGCUAAGAAAGACCGUAAGCAACAACGCGCUAGUUUCCGCGACAUACUGCGUUACAUUGAGGAGGAUAUUGUACCAGAAAUGCAAGUAAGAUUCGGUUCAGAAACGAUGUACCUCGAAGGUUGGUGUCCACGAAUCCAGUAUCACGCAUGCUGUCGCUUGCUAGGCUCAGGUAUCAACACCCAUCUAGCUGAAAAUAUAUUAUUGCGCGAUAUAUUCCGUCUUGGUGACGCUGUUCCCGCAAUGGCGGUUCAAAAAACAUCUAAACUUCAGAAAACUCUCAUGAAUGCUGCUGCAUACAAAGCGCGUACUAUUCUACGAAGUAAAAACCGUGAUAAACGAAACUUUUUAGCACAGUAAUGAAUUUCGAUUUCAUAAAAUAAAUAAUAUAUUCAUGCUUGUUCCUCACUUAAAUUUAAAGAGUUUUUCUUUUUUUUUCCCCGUGAUUAUCAUUUUUUUUGUUU